UCCCCAAUGUAUGUGGUACACGCCUCCUUAUUACAUGGAUUCGAAGUUCAGUUAAUAUUAAAUCGCUGAAACUGGUUAUUUCUGUGACGGUUAUUUUUUCUAAAAUAAAGAUGCAUAUCCAAUAAUUAAAUAGUAUAGGAAAAAAUAUCUAUAAAUGUAAAAUGUGUGAUUAAGGAUUAAAAUUUAAUUAGUUUAACAAUAAUGUGUUUAAGUUAAAAGGAAACAUAUAAAUGCCUUGGAAUGUCAUCGUCGGCGGAUUCCAACCCUGUGAUAGUUAUAGACGUAGUUGACGACGAAUCGUCGACUGAAAAUGUGAUUCAUGACGGCGUUCCGUCCAAAAAUGCUCAGACAUUGGCCGAGGCAAACACUCUUUCGGUGGGUAAUACUUCAAACAAUAUAAGUGUUGAAACGCUUAAAAUUCCACCGCCGGCAAAAGUGUCAAAAGAGCGACUUAAACUCGGAAACGAUGUACACAAAUCAACAACUCCAACAUCGUCGCCCGCUUCAGCGAGGAAAGAAAAUUCAUCAACAGUGCAAAUUGUCAAAAUAGAAACACCAUCUAGCAGUCCAUCAUCUUAUCGCAAACGACACCCGAGUAAAGAAGAGGACUUACAGCAUUUAACAGAAGAGGAUUUGAUCCUUGCUGAAACACUUAUCAAAGAUGCGGAAACUGGUAGAAACUUUACUUACAAAACCGAUCCUACACAUGUAAGGUCUUACAUUAUAUAUCACAAGUGGUUUUUCCGAUGGGGACUUUAUUUAUGUAUACUUCUAAAUCUUUCGUUGGCACUAUUUGAAGCACCGACGAGGAAAGGAUGGGAACUCCCAUAUUGGGGGACAAUGCUCAUCGAGAUAUCGUGCUUAAUUUUAUUCAUCGCCAGAGUAAUACAUUGUGCUUACUUCAGUAUUCCGAGUAUAUUUUGGAGAGAUACCAAAAACAUUAUGGUCAUAGGUAUCAUUAUAUUGACUAUACUAGACAUGAUUUGCUAUGUGAUAUGGGUGAACCAAGCACCGGAUUCCAAUCCAGUCAGAUGGUCCAGACCUCUUCGAUCAAUGCUCAUUAUAAAUUUCUCUGAUGGUCGUCAGAUACGUAGGGCUUUCAGGAAUAUUAGACGAACUGUUCCGGAGAUUCUGAAUGUCCUCAUCUUGUUCAUGAUGAGUGUUUUCUUGUUUGCUCUUCUUGGUCUGAAACUCUUUGGUAGAAGGCAAAGUUUGACCUACCCCGAUGGCACAGAGUACUUCAAAAACUACUUUGACAGCAUUUGGGACCUUUAUGUACUUGUGACAACAGCAAAUAAUCCUGACAUCAUGAUGCCAGCCUAUGAUGAGAACAAUUGGUUUGCUUUGUACUUUGGCGUGUACUUGAUCAUCUGUCUGUACGUGUUCAUGAGCAUUGUUCUAGCUGCUAUCUAUAAUAACUACAGGAACAACUUAAAGAAUGAAAUUCGCGAUGCAGUAUUUGGUAAAAGAAGGAAACUACGCCAAGCGUUCAAGAUCCUUAACGUGACGAGAAAUGGUGAAGAAAUAAUGACCAAAACAUUGUGGACAACAAUAAUGAGGCGUGUCCUUCCAAAUAAAAGUUUAGAAAGGAUAGAACUACUGAUGGUCAUUCUGGAUAAAGAUGGGAAAGGCCAUAUAAAUAAGAGAGACUUUCUAAACCUUAUAAAUUUGUUGCAAGUACCCGUGUCAGAGGUGCAGGAGAGACAAACCUUUCUAGAGAAGAAGAUCCCAGAUAUAUAUAAUCACAAAGUCAGUAACGUGAUCAAAAUCUGUGUUAGACACAAAUUCUUCAGGAUAUUCUUUGACUUUAUGAUAUUUCUUAACGCUUGGUUUAUUGGAUUCGAUAUAGACGAAUCAGAUUGGUUCUUCUUAUCAAUCUUCAUGUUUGAAAUCGUCAUGAAAAUGUACGUCUAUGGACCUAAAGAAUUCUUUCGUCGAGUCUGGAACAUAUUCGACUUUGUGGUCAUUUUUGGUGCCGUCAUAGCAACUGCUGUUGAAUCCGGAUCUGGAAAAGGUGGUGAAGAAUUAAGUACGUUGGACCUUCUUUUGGUUCUCAGAGUCAUGCGUUUGAUUAAGAUUUUUGUAAGCAUUCAAAGAUUUAAAGUUAUUUUGAUGACUAUAAUGAAUAUUGGUCCUUCUAUGGCAACAUAUGGCGGCGUUCUAUUUGUGCUUUAUUACAUGUUUGCAAUAGUUGGCAUGGAGAUUUUCCACGGUUUGAUUACUUACCAUGGUUACGAGGAGACAAAUCCAAGUGAUAUGUUCUGUGGUAAUCCGAAGUUGAACGGCACGGCAUUCUACCGUAAUCAUUACUGCAACAAUAAUUUCAACGAUAUACUAAAGGCUUUUGUCAUUUUGUUUGAACUGACCGUGGUCAACCAGUGGCAUGUUCUCUCGUCCGGAUUUGUGUUUGUCACCAACAAAGCUGCUAGGCUAUACUUCUUUAUAUUUCACAUGUCCUGUGUCAUCAUUGUUUUGAACAUUUUCGUCGCAUUCAUCCUCGAAGCAUUUAUCCUUGAGUAUUCGCUGCAAAAAACUGGAAGAUUCGAAUCAGCCGUUGAAUCGAAAAUAAAAGAAUUGGGACUUGGCAUUGGCCAAUCUAAGAAGCGGAAAGGUGCACCAGAUAUAGAUCAGAUGGAGCUAGUUUCGAACGAGCAAGAAGUGGACCGUACCCCUCCUGUACCUGGUGCUCAAGAUGAUUCGACAGAAGACUCGGAGAGCGAUACUGACAGUAUACCAGAUGUUAGUAAUGAGAGAGGACUAAGAUUCCAUCUCAAGAAAAAGAGUCGAAAGAAGGUUGAAGUUCUGCUGCAACAAAUGUUUGAAGGAGAAAUCAACCCAGAUGACGACAACGAUGAGAUGGAAAUUUACUACAAGAAGAAACGGGCAGUAACUCUUGAUGCCGUUACAUAAGAACAAAAUUAACUGCAUAAUUUUAUAAAAAAUGUUUUUGUUUUAUAAUUUAUAUCGCAUAUAAUGGCCAAACGUGUGCCUCGCUUCUGGUGCUAUCAUAUAUAUAUAUACAUGUAUAUACAUUAAUUGUACAUUGAAGUUGUUGGAGUUAAUAUUUGUAAUGACUACAUAGAUUCUUUACACUAAAAUAACAUACAAUUAUUGUAACCAUGUCCAUAUUUAUUAACACUUUAUCAGUGAGUUUUGUGCAAUACUUAAAUAACGUGCAAUAAUAAAACGAUGAGAAUUA
Ruditapes philippinarum (Manila clam) is the source of this 3199-nucleotide messenger RNA. RefSeq names its product two pore calcium channel protein 1-like. The transcript has 19 exons. Gene Ontology annotation, cellular component: membrane. Gene Ontology annotation, molecular function: monoatomic ion channel activity; calcium ion binding. The record is from RefSeq and is a predicted model, not a curated record. The coding region runs from base 241 to 2910 and encodes 889 amino acids. NCBI's taxonomy places the organism in Eukaryota, Metazoa, Mollusca, Bivalvia, Venerida, Veneridae. Gene Ontology annotation, biological process: monoatomic ion transport; transmembrane transport.